UAUAUAGACACUCACAAACAUACAUGUGGUUGUAUUAUAUAGGCUACCCUAACAAUAUUUUUUUUAACUAAGUUUUUAUAAAGUUAGACCAAGAACCUUUCAAACCAAGAUUAACGAAGAAACGAAGGCUUGUCGUUUUGUAAAUGUCCGUGUCGUUUGAAGUGUUUGUUGUAUGAACAGUCUGAGUCUGUUAAGCUCAAAGUAAACACAGCAGCACACAAAAGCCUCGAAUGAGAUCUCGCGCAGGUGAGCUGCUGGAGCGCGUCACAGAUGAGUGACAGCUUCAUUUCAGUGUGUUCGCCUCGAAGCUGCGUUCGCCCCGCCCCUUUCGAAAUUUCGUGUAUCCAAUCAUGCGUGUCCCCCUCAAGCUAUCGGGCUGAGAAGUCACGCUGCUGGAGCGAAAGGGGAAAGAUAUCCACUUACAAAGACACCCGAUAUCACUCGCAUGGCGCACGGGUAACCUGAUCGGCUUUGGGCAGAAACGAGGCGGGGUGACGGACUAAAGGAAUCUAUAGGUGAAGAAUAUAAACAAUGUCUGUUUCCUCCAGUGAAGUGACAGUGACCGGCGAGAUCAAAGAGGAAAAUGUGAAGUACACGGAGCCUCUCGAGAGCUCCACAGAUAGUCGGGGGCACGUCAAACUCCUGACUCUGGACACUCCGGUGGCCACCGGGAUGCUCGUCGGGCAGACCUCUCCACCGGAGCGCAAGAUGCCCACUAUGGACUCUUUGUCUGCGCACACUUCACCCGCGGAAGCUGCGACCUCUUUGGCUUUUUCACCAGAACAGGUUGCGUGUGUUUGCGAGGCUCUUCAGCAGGGGGGCAACGUGGAUCGACUCGCCCGGUUUCUGUGGUCUCUACCGCAGAGCGACUUACUGCGCGGUAACGAGAGUAUCCUCCGCGCUCAGGCGCUGGUGGCCUUCCAUCAGGCGCGCUACCAGGAGCUUUACAGCAUCUUGGAGAGCCACAGCUUCAGCCCUUCGUGCCACUCUGCCCUCCAGGACUUAUGGUACAAAGCUCGGUACACGGAGGCGGAGAAGGCCCGCGGUAGACCGCUGGGCGCAGUGGAUAAAUAUCGCCUGCGACGGAAGUUUCCCCUGCCCCGGACCAUCUGGGAUGGAGAGGAGACGGUGUACUGCUUCAAAGAGCGCUCCAGGAAUGCUCUAAAGGAACUCUAUAAGCAGAACCGGUACCCGUCCCCAGCCGAGAAAAGGAAUCUGGCCAGGAUCACAGGACUGUCCCUCACACAGGUCAGCAACUGGUUCAAAAACAGAAGGCAGAGAGACAGAAACCCGUCAGAGGCGCAGUCCAAAAGUGAGUCAGAUGGAAAUCACAGUACGGAGGAUGAGAGCAGUAAAGGUCAGGAGUCUCUGUCCCCGUGUCCGAUGUCAACCUGCAGUGAUGGGACCGUGCGUAAUGCAGUUGUGUCUCUCUGCUCUGGAGCUCUGGAGGCCGGGGUCAUCGUCCAGCAGGGUGCAGACAGCAGGAACUCUGUCUCGCCAGCAUCUGUCAUCUUUAACGGAGUCUCAGUCAACACUCCCACCUCUGUUUUCCACAACGGCACCCCUUCAUUUCUCUCCACCACAGGACACGUCCUCUUUAGUGGCAUGAACUUGGGACUCCAGUCCCUGGCUUGCAGAUCAGCAGCAGAUCUGGAGAUGGAUGGUGCAGGAGAGGAUAAACCAGUAACGGCAGACCCUGCACUUGCGUACACCUCGUUUCACUGCACUGUGAAUGGGACAGACAUAGAGGUGAAAGCAGAGAAUGUGAGGCAGGAUGUGUCAGUCCAGGACCAGACCACAUCUAUUAGCUCGGCAUUCAACGUGACUCCAUCUGACGGCUUGCAGCUUGUAGGUUACAACUUGGUUUCUGAAGGCAAUGGGACCUCGCUGCUCAGCAACAAGGUGGUACUUCCUUCCUUGCAACUCUCAUCCUCUUCUUCACCCUCAUCAGGCAUUGUUGAUGGCAGUUCUCCUGCUCCCGCCUCUCUGUGCCACAACCAGGUGGAGGAGCAGGACAGGCUGCAGCUGACCUCUCUUGAGCCCAGCACAGCACUCUACAGCCUGGUUCGUGUACACACACAGUCUGCUGUGAAGAAAGAACCUAUGGAGAAUCAUGGUGGAUACCUUUACCACCUGGGUUACAGUCCUGACCCCACCCACAGCUCCCCCACCUCACUUAACACAACCAUGGCAACCACCCAACAAGACUACACUACUCUCACAGUGAGCGCACCCUUACUCGCCCAAACGGACCUUACCGGUGAGUUCAGAGGUCAUGAUGCCCAGAUGACCUCAAACCUAAAUGGAAACUUCCUAUGUGCGGUUUCAGAGGGGGCGAAGGGUGAGAUGAGAGAAAUGGAGGAAGAAGGGGAAAAACACCUGACAAAACUAAAAACUGUGCAUAUAGAAGAGAUGACUGACCUUUGAAUUUAAGUGGAGAAAGAGGUAAAAUACUUCUUACCAAAAAUCACAGCAUUAUUUUGAAAUAUUGAUUGAGGGUUUUUUGUUUUGUUUUCAGCCUUUGAAAGUUUUGAUGUUAUGUUUUUUUAAGUGUUAAAUUAUUUUGGUGAAUCUGUCACUUGGUUUCACUCCAGUUUGGUUUGGAGAAUCUAUGCAAAGUCAUAUUUGGAGGACACAGCUUUUGAAAGUGCCCCCCCCCCCACACACACACACCUUCUUUCUAUUUCCACACACAGGUUUCUUUUCAACUAUACUCCAUAAGUAUGAAGAAACAGGAAACAGAGUAUCAUAAUAAAAUCUUUUUCCAGAUAAUAUUUGAAACACAUUUAAAUAUAUUUUUAUUUUCCCAGUAGAAUGAAGCUGCCUUUAUAUUUAAGGAAUGGUCUCCUUUGCUAUGGGAAUAAUUAUUUGGAAGUCAAAAAGUUUGAAAACCCCUGGUAUAUAAGAAGAAUAUUUUUUCCAUAUUUCCUCUAAUCCCUUCCAUCAAUCAUUUCAUAUUUAUUUAAGUGUUUACAUGCAUUUUUGAACUACAAAUACCAGACGGCUCUCAUUUUCUCACAGUCGCUCCCUCUAUCUCUCUUCCUCUCACAGUGGGAAGUGUGGACAUGUGUGUGUUUUAUGAGAGUCACCUGCUAGUUUCUGCCAAGAAGAGUUGAGUUUAUCAGACAGGUGGACGUCUGGUCAUGUGUCAUCUGGGUCAGACCUUAAAGGUCACCUCCCCAUGGAAACACACAUGCACAGACACACUUUAUUCACAUGCAGAUUAAAAAUACAAAAUCUGUGACAAUCUUGGUGGCAUUGUCAUGGUCAUAUCAUCGCCUUCCAAUCACAUUACUAAUAGGCAAAUAAUUAGUAUUGUAGACAAUUCAAAUAUAAAUACAAAUACACAAUGUUUGCUUAUACAAAUUAAGGGAUGAGUCAGAAUGGUGGAUGGUAAUCAAAUGCUUGUCACAGAUGCUGUAACAGAUGUUGUAUGACUGUUAAAGUUUAGGGUAUUAUCUGUGCAUAAAAAUAAUGCUAAGAACUACUUGUUUCAUUUGACAUGCAAACUGUUUUCAGAAGGAAAUUAGGGUAACUUAAUCCUUCAGAUCAUUCAAAAUAGUGAAAGCAAUUGUUUUCCUAAAGGAUUUGAUUCAGUUUACCAUCUGGGUUUUACAAUGAUCCAUCCCUGCAAGCACACAAUGAGAAUUUGCUGUCAGAACUAAUAUUACCUAAAAAGCAAUAACAAGCAAUAAGAAAAAUAACUUUGUUUGAUGUGAAUAUGAUUGUGUAUGUGAGUGAUUUGUAUGUGUGUGUAUAUGGAAGAGUGUGUGUUUUUGGUUCCAGUAGUUUUUGGUUUUGAGUUUGUUUUUUGUGCCUCCUUGCAACGUGCGGUUGUUCUUCAGGUUGCCUGGAAUUUCUUUAAUGGUGUUUGGUGCUGGUUUGACAUCUGCAGUAUUUAACUCUAUGACAAAAGCUAUGCAACCAUUCUGGGAAUGAGAAAUGACUUUUAGAAAUGAAUGAAAAGUCUCCUACAGGAUUAUCAGACAUUAAAGGGAUAUAGGUUUGAAAUGAGCUAACGUAUGGCUAUAAAUAUAUGAGCAAAAAGCAAAACAGCCUUGUGAAUAAUAUUUUAGCAUGAAC
Carassius auratus (goldfish) is the source of this 4083-nucleotide messenger RNA. RefSeq names its product homeobox protein SIX4-like. The record is from RefSeq and is a predicted model, not a curated record. Gene Ontology annotation, biological process: regulation of transcription by RNA polymerase II. The transcript has 3 exons. Gene Ontology annotation, molecular function: RNA polymerase II cis-regulatory region sequence-specific DNA binding; DNA-binding transcription factor activity, RNA polymerase II-specific. Gene Ontology annotation, cellular component: nucleus; transcription regulator complex. NCBI's taxonomy places the organism in Eukaryota, Metazoa, Chordata, Actinopteri, Cypriniformes, Cyprinidae. Bases 532 to 2427 code for a protein of 631 amino acids.